Messenger RNA from Ipomoea nil (Japanese morning glory), 969 nucleotides. RefSeq names its product metalloendoproteinase 2-MMP-like. Bases 1 to 969 code for a protein of 322 amino acids. The transcript has a single exon. Gene Ontology annotation, biological process: extracellular matrix organization; proteolysis; collagen catabolic process. Lineage: Eukaryota; Viridiplantae; Streptophyta; Magnoliopsida; Solanales; Convolvulaceae. Gene Ontology annotation, molecular function: metalloendopeptidase activity; zinc ion binding. The record is from RefSeq and is a predicted model, not a curated record. Gene Ontology annotation, cellular component: extracellular matrix.
AUGUCACUCAAAGCCUCUCCGCUACUCUCAUGUGUAUGCUUACUUAUCGUCCUAUUCCCUUCCUACGCAGAGCCGCCGACGGCGCCGGCUGCAGGGGAGAAACCACCUUCCACAUUCGAGUUUAUCAAACGUUUGCAAGGAUGUCGGAAAGGUGACAACGCUGAAGGGCUAAAACAUCUCAAGAAUUAUCUUAAAAGGUUUGGUUAUUUGGAGGAUUUUUUCACUAUCAAUGGAGAAGAGGAAAAUGAUGGUUUCGAUGAUUUCCUAGAGUCGGCCGUCAAAACUUACCAGACCAAUCACCGCCUCAAAGCCACCGGAGUUUUGGACGCGGAAACCGUGUCGCUGAUGGCGACGCCGCGGUGCGGGGUGGCGGAUAUAGUCAACGGCCAGAACUUGAUGCAGCGUCCCUCCGGGAUAAUCCGCCGCCGCCGGCUCGGAUCCUUUCACGCCGUUUCGCGUUACGUUUUCUUCGACGGCCAGCUGAGGUGGCCGGACGGACUGAGCCACCUGACAUAUGGAUUCGCACCGGGCACGCCGCCGCAGUUCAUUCCCCAGGUGGCAAUGGCGUUCGCGGAAUGGGCCGAUAAGAGCCAUUUCUCGUUCUCGGAAACCGACUACGCAACCGCAGAUCUAAAGAUUGCUUUGUUCGUCGGCGAUCACGGCGAUGGGUACCCGUUUGACGGCCCCUUCGGCGUCCUGGCCCACGCCAAAGCACCCACCGGCGGCUUGUUUCACAUCGAUGCUGACGAGCCUUGGUCCGCAGAUCCUUUGCCGGACCAGAUGGAUAUCCAGUCCGUAGCGUUGCAUGAAAUCGGACAUCUCCUCGGACUUGCUCAUAGUAACCUACGCGAAUCUGUCAUGUGGCCAUCUAUUAAUGCUGGUGUCAAGAGCAGAGUAUUACACGAAGACGAUGUUGAAGGAAUCACAACUCUUUAUUCCGAACCCGCAGAAUCCCCAGUUUUUUUAUGA